AACUUGACCUGGGCUGAAAAUGAUUUAUGUAUUUUAGUCUGUGUAUUGCACCACCAUUAUAAUACUGAAAACUGUGUUUUAUUCAGGGCCUCUGCAAAAUUACACUCCAAAGUGCAAAUCAUUGACCAGAUUAGACUAAGCAAGCUGCUGCUAGUGCAGCAGAACCACUGUUUUAUUUAUUUUUUUAUAAAAUUUAUAUUAGAGACCAUUUAAGUGUUGUGGUCCCAGCAAUGUAAAAACAUUGAAAACAUGUUGAAAUCCACAAGAUGUUCUGUGUCAUUAUAAUUGACAUGAUCAGCAAAAACCUAAUAGACUUGCACUUUAAAAGUUUAUUAAGACCUAAAACUUAAUAGACUUGGCCCAGUCAACAUAAAAACUACUCUGUACAAGUUAAGACUGAGAUCCUGAUACUUACAUGCACCCACUGGCUUUUCACCCACUUUGUUACAAUCUCUUAACACAGUGCAGUAGGUGGAAUGAAAAUGCAUCCUGCAUUUUAUCAUUGGAUCUACCCAACUUAGAAGAUCACAUCUAGAUUCUAAGAAUAAAAAAAGUUGAUUCAGGAAGCAGUCUUUAAAGACGUAUUGCUUCAGUUACAUCAACCAUUCUAGGCACCGUAGCAUACUUGCUUUACAGUAUUUGCUGCUUUUCAGAAGGCAGAAUGAAGAACACCUCCUGUCCGCAUGUCAGCUUCGACUUUGGACACAGAUUCUUGCCUCCUGUUUACAUCUUAGUAUUCAUCAUUGGUCUGGUAGCUAAUGGAUGGGGAUUGAAGUCUCUGCUGCACAAGUGGAAGAAGCUAAAGCUCAUCAAUGUUUUUGUUCUCAACCUUGGACUUGCAGAUAUUUUGUAUCUGCUCACACUCCCAUUUUUGGUGGUCUACUACUUUAUGGGGAGUAAAUGGAUCUUUGGAGAUGCAUUCUGCAAGAUAACAAGAUUCUGCUUCAACCUGAAUUUAUAUGGCAGCAUUGGGUUCCUUACUUGUAUAAGUGUGUACAGAUACCUGAGCAUUGUCCAUCCAGUGAGAGUGAUGGGAAGAAUAACUCUGACUCACUCUGUGGCUAUCUCGAUCACAGUUUGGCUGUUGGUGAGCAUUCAAAGUCUUCCAGACAUGUUCUACACCAAAACAUUUGGAAACAGCAGUGGGAAAUGUUACGAUACCACCAGUAAGAGACAUGUUGAGGAUUACCUGAAAUACAGCCUCGGAUGGACAAUCACUGGGUUUUGUAUCCCGUUCCUCAUCACACUGUGCUGCUAUGGACAUGUGAUUGUCGUUCUCUGCCGCAAAAAUACCAUUGACAAGAUACUGAAACAGAGAAGCUUGAAGUUGUUGUUCAUCUUGAUUCUUCUCUUCUCUGUUUGUUACAUCCCCCUUCAUGUAUUCAAGAACCUCAACCUCUUGUCAAGAGUUCUGUCCAAACAGAGGAUUUGCCAUGGAUGGUUUAAUGGAGUCUACAUUGCUCAUCAGAUAAGUCGUGGCCUUGUGUGUCUGAACAGUGCUCUCAACCCUCUGGUUUACCUCCAUGGAAAUGAAGAUAUUCCUGCUCAGCUCAGACGACUACUCCAGCAAGCUCGUCAGAUGUUCAACCGUCUGUUUUUGUCAAACUCUGGGCGUGUGCCUGUGGCAGAAAUCACAGAUGAAGUUUAACAAAAGAAAUACAUGCUUAACAGUAACAUGUUAAACAUUAUACUGUAUAUGUCAUAAUUGUCUUUCUAAUAUUAAUUGCCAUGUCUAUAUUAUGUUCAUUUUUGUGCUAUGCAGUUUAUCAGGAAGGAAGAAUGACUUAUAAACACAAAUUGUUUUUGUAUUAUUAUUAGUAUGUGAAUUGUUUUAUAUAAAUGUGUUUAGUAAUUUCUUUUAUGCUCUGUUAAGUAAAGUACAGCGUGAAAUAUCUGACUUACAGUUAAUUAUUGGGGGAUUUUAAUGCUCUUGGUGUCAUGAGUUAGAAAGGACCAAAUUUGUAACUGUUUCAAGUAAGAUGUUUGAUUUUGUGUAUGAUAUUGAAUAUUUAUCCACAUUCUUUAUGAUCACAAAGCUGUUAUUGUGUUGUUUAAAAAAGGGAUUCAAUCACAUCUGUUAAACAUGUGGCCCAGUCUAAAAUUUCAUUUGUAGACAGAUAUAAAUAAGCCGUUAGAGAUGAAUAAAUAAUAUGUAAAAUGUUUUAGAAAUGGUAUAUUAAAAUCAGUUCAUGUUAUUAAUUUUAGCAGUUCAUUGUGAAUUUAAAACUAGAACCAU
Messenger RNA from Siniperca chuatsi (mandarin fish), 2236 nucleotides. Its product is annotated as P2Y purinoceptor 1-like. The record is from RefSeq and is a predicted model, not a curated record. The transcript has a single exon. Lineage: Eukaryota; Metazoa; Chordata; Actinopteri; Centrarchiformes; Sinipercidae. Gene Ontology annotation, molecular function: neuropeptide receptor activity. Bases 662 to 1648 code for a protein of 328 amino acids. Gene Ontology annotation, biological process: G protein-coupled receptor signaling pathway. Gene Ontology annotation, cellular component: membrane.